Molecule: messenger RNA, 1459 nt
Organism: Scleropages formosus (Asian bonytongue)
Lineage: Eukaryota; Metazoa; Chordata; Actinopteri; Osteoglossiformes; Osteoglossidae
Product: RNA-binding protein Musashi homolog 2-like
Exons: 14
Coding region: 105-1085 (326 amino acids)
Biological process (GO): regulation of translation; central nervous system development
Cellular component (GO): cytoplasm
Molecular function (GO): mRNA binding
Source: RefSeq, a predicted model, not a curated record
CCACGUGUGACGGCCGCAUUCCCGGCUCUCGGACGGCGCUUCGGAGGGCUCGCGCUCGGUGUGCGCGGCGUUGCACGGCUCGUGCUUGGCGGGGCGGAGAGGAGAUGGAGGCGGACGGCGGUCAGGGGACGGCUGGGGGUCCCGCGGACGCACAUCAUGACCCGGGUAAGAUGUUCAUCGGUGGACUCAGCUGGCAAACCUCCCCAGACGGCCUUAAGGAGUACUUUGGGAAGUUCGGCGAGGUCCGGGAGUGUAUGGUGAUGAGGGACCCAACGACCAAGCGCUCCAGAGGGUUCGGCUUCGUCACUUUCAUUGAUGCCGCCAGCGUGGACAAAGUGUUGGCACAGCCGCACCACGAGCUCGACUCCAAGACGAUCGAUCCCAAAGUUGCCUUCCCCAGACGUACUCAGCCCAAGAUGGUGACGAGAACGAAGAAGAUAUUUGUGGGCGGCCUGUCAGCGAACACGGUUGUGGAGGAUGUGAAGCAGUACUUUGAACAGUUUGGGAAGGUAGAAGACGCCAUGCUUAUGUUUGAUAAAACCACAAACAGGCAUAGAGGAUUCGGCUUUGUGACGUUCGAGAGCGAAGAUGUGGUAGAAAAAGUCUGUGAAAUUCAUUUCCAUGAGAUCAAUAACAAAAUGGUAGAAUGUAAGAAGGCCCAGCCCAAGGAGGUGAUGUUUCCUGCAGGGACAAGGAGUCGAGGGAGGGGUCUGGCCUACACCAUGGACGCCUUCAUGCUCGGCAUGGGCAUGCUUAGCUACCCGAACAUUGUCGCCACCUACGGUCGAGGAUACACCGGAUUCGCCCCCAGCUACAGCUACCAGUUCCCUGGGUUCCCAGCGACGCCCUAUGGCCCGGUGACGGCAGCGGUGGCUGCAGCGCGUGGCUCAGGUACUAGCCCAGGCCGACCAGCUGGUUUCCAUAGCGGCGGGAGCCCUGGACCGGUGGACCUGUAUGGACCGGGCAGUCAGGACUCCGGUGUGGGCAACUACAUCAGUGCUGCCAGCCCCCAGCCUGGGUCCGGCUUCGGCCAUGGAAUCGCUGGCCCCUUGAUCGCGACAGCUUUCACAAAUGGAUACCACUGAAACUGGCAGCGGUCGGCAGCUACCUUUCUAGUCUGUCGGGGACGCCCAGGGAAGAUGGGCUGAAGUUUCUCAUUGGUUCUGUGUACAGGUGAAGUUGUCAAGCUUCGAGCACUACAGCGCCCCCCGGUGGAGCGAGCAGGCUCGGAAGUGGGGCCGUUAGGAAACAAAUCAAGGAAAAACAAAGAAAAUCUGCUGUACUAUAAUCUGAAUUGACUAUUAAAGUAUUUUUUGUUUUCUUUUUAAUUUAAUUUUCUGUUAUUCUUUUGCUUGAAGUCUUUGAAUUGGAGUUGCGGUAUUUUCUUUUUGAGUAUCUGUGUUUGUUGUUUUUUUUUAAAAAAAAAAAAAAAAAAAACCUUGUUUUAGCGUAAGUGGUU